Lycium ferocissimum is the source of this 1183-nucleotide messenger RNA. Its product is annotated as bax inhibitor 1-like. NCBI's taxonomy places the organism in Eukaryota, Viridiplantae, Streptophyta, Magnoliopsida, Solanales, Solanaceae. The coding region runs from base 63 to 812 and encodes 249 amino acids. The transcript has 6 exons. The record is from RefSeq and is a predicted model, not a curated record. Gene Ontology annotation, cellular component: membrane.
GACAUAUCAAUAUAGCAUUUCGACUUUGAAAAAAUAUUGUUUGCUCGUAUCAGUACCAAAAAAUGGAGGGUUUCACAUCGUUCUUCGACUCACAAUCAGCAUCUCGCAAUCGUUGGAGUUACAAUUGUCUCAAAAAUUUCAACCAGAUCUCUCCUAUCGUUCAAACUCAUCUCAAACAGGUCUACCUUACUCUAUGUUGUGCUUUAGUAGCAUCAGCUGCUGGGGCUUACCUUCACAUUCUUUGGAAUAUCGGUGGCGUCCUCACAACACUGGCUUGCUUGGGAAGCAUGGGGUGGCUUCUCUUAAGCCCUACUUAUCAAGAGCAAAAAAGGGUUGCUCUUCUGAUGGCAGCUGCGCUCUUUCAAGGCGCUUCAACGGGUCCUCUGAUUAAAGUGGGCAUUGACUUUGAUCCAAGCAUUGUGCUUGGUGCUUUUGUAGGUUGUGCUUUGGUUUUUGGUUGCUUUUCAGCUGCUGCCAUGGUGGCAAGGCGCAGGGAGUACUUGUACCUUGGGGGCUUUCUUUCUUCUGGUGUCUCCCUCCUCUUCUGGUUGUCCUUUGCGUCCUCCAUCUUUGGUGGUUCCAUGGCCCUUUUCAAGUUUGAGUUGUAUUUUGGGCUCUUGGUAUUCGUGGGCUACAUUGUCUUUGACACCCAACAAAUUAUUGAGAAGGCUCACUUGGGUGACAUGGACUACGUCAAGCAUGCAUUGACCCUCUUCGUAGAUUUUGCUGAUGUGUUUGUACGGAUUCUGAUCAUCAUGUUAAAGAAUGCAUCUGAGAAGGAAGAGGAGAAAAAGAAGAGGAGGAGAAACUAGAUCUGGUCAAUAGGCUACUGAAGCUCUACCUGUUUGAUUCACACACUUUUCCGUUCACCUCAAACAAGCAUGUUAAUAGUUUGACACUAGCUUUUGCUUAGGCUGUGAUACAAUGUUAUGUGAUGUGCCAUUAUCGCUGUGAUGGAACAUGUGGCUCUUUUAUGAACUUUUUAACUUUUGAUAAGAAAUUCCUUGUGAUAGAAUUGUAGGUGAUGCUUUAGUUUCUUUUUAAUCUCCUUUCUGUAUUCAUCCGUUCUGAGUGCGUUGUCAGUCUUGUGUACCACCCAAAGCUGGUUCCCUUUCUAAGGGGGAAUCCUGUAUAUUCUUUACCCGUCCCUGAUUUCUCUGUAUGUAGAAUGAGUUGGUGGAGA